Messenger RNA from Cimex lectularius (bed bug), 787 nucleotides. RefSeq lists its product as uncharacterized. The record is from RefSeq and is a predicted model, not a curated record. Lineage: Eukaryota; Metazoa; Arthropoda; Insecta; Hemiptera; Cimicidae. The coding region runs from base 91 to 720 and encodes 209 amino acids. The transcript is spliced from 2 exons.
GAGAAAAUCACAUGUUUCAAUCAAAAAAUAUAUUUACGUUGUUUUAAUUUUUAUUUACUUUUUAGCAAAUCGGGUUUUUUUUUUCAAAAUAUGGACGAGUUCACUCUUUUUAAAAAGCUUCAGGUUAUGCGAGGACUUAAGGUGUCGACGAUAACGUCGACAUUGGAAGAAAGCGGAGUGAGAUUGACAAACGCGACGACCAGGCGGAUCUUAAUGAAAGGCUGCGAAUCGGGCGCUUUUAAAAAGACGAAAAUCGGCUUCAAGCUUAUAAAGAAAAUGUGCAAUAAGCAUAUCAAAAGCUUUUUCCAAAAGGAUUAUAAUCCUGAUGUCAGUUCGCUAGUGAACGUCCAAAAAGACAGGCCUUGCUGUUCAAAAGACCCCGUGGUAGAGGUUACAAUCCUGAGCGACGAUGAGGACAAAACGGACCAGGCUGUCGUGGAAAAUGAAAUCAAACCAAUAGACCUGAGUGCAAGAGAAUCGCAGGUCCUCAUAGAGCCGCAUGACGACCAGGUCGAAAAAGUCGAAAAAUCACCAGAAGAAGCUCCUUCCGCAGAUGCUCCCGCAGUGAAUCCGGAUGAUACUGAGCAGCCGGUUGAAGAAGCCCAGUCGUUCUCCACAGUUCUGGACGAGUGCUGGCAGGAGGUCGACAGGUUUCUUCAACGACUGGAGAUGCCAAGUUGCCCCGAGUCACUUAACAGCCAGGCAAUAUAUAAAUCAUAAAUAUAAAAACAGUGAUAUAUCCUUUAGAUUUUUAUAUCAAAAUAAAAAUGAUCCGUAUCUCUAAAAA